AUGGGAGUCAAAGUCAAGGUUAAACCACCCAAGGCAAAGGCCUCCAAAUCCAAAUCCAAACCCAAAUCGAAGGACCGCAAGGGUUCGGAGGAAUCUGAGCAAGGUGAACCCGCUGCCGCGGGUACAGACCCUGGAGGCUACGAGGAAUGGCUCGGCCGGAAUACCGGUAGCUACAACUCUUCAAGCUCCAAUGCCACACUCCCACCGAUUCCAAUCGAGUGGAACAUCUCGCCCACCAACUUGGACUCUGUCCAGUGUCCUUCUGUCGGAGACACAGUCGGCUGGUUCAUCGCCACGGACCUUUUCUCCGCCUGCGCUUCGUUUUUUCUCUGCGUGGUUCUUGUUGCACUAUUCGACAAUAAGAAAGCCCAACAAAAGGUGUUGGGAUACCGAGAGAAUCUGGCUCACGUGGCUCAUUGGUUUUGCUUUUGA
Fusarium keratoplasticum is the source of this 432-nucleotide messenger RNA. RefSeq lists its product as uncharacterized. The coding region runs from base 1 to 432 and encodes 143 amino acids. The transcript has a single exon. The record is from RefSeq and is a predicted model, not a curated record. NCBI's taxonomy places the organism in Eukaryota, Fungi, Ascomycota, Sordariomycetes, Hypocreales, Nectriaceae.